GAAAACGCCGACUACGCUCUGCAAUUUACCCGCAAAGGGACAAGUGACUAUGUCAUCAAACGCGGCAUGCCAAGCCUCAAGGCAGUCACAGUUUGUUUCUGGAUGAAAUCUUCGGAUAAGGGGAAUGAAGGAACAGUGCUGAGCUACGCAGCCUCAGGAUCAAAAAAGGGCAAUGAACUGCUCCUCCACAAUUAUAGACAGUUUUAUUUGGCGAUCGGAAGUAGCCACAGGUACCACUGUCUUAUGAUAGGCUAGAUUGGCAGUCAACAAACAGGCUACGGCUAUGGAAAACUGAUUAUAGCUAAUUGUGGACCCUUAACGUAAAUUUUAGCAAGCUCCUCUGCCAGAUGAAAAUGCCAAGUGCAGAAAAUGAGUCAAGGAAACCAAUCUUGCUCUCCAUCUUUAAUAAAGAAUGUAAAAAGAGACGAAAAUAAUGAAAUUCAUUUCAAUGAUUUAAUAUUUCAUUAGACAAACAGCUGUAUCGGCAAACGAUGGCCAAUGGCACCACAUCUGCUUAACAUGGGAGAACGGCGCUGGAUCAUGGAAGAUGUAUAAAGAUGGAAAGGUGGCAGCUUCUGGAAAAGGCUUCAAGAGAGGUAUUUUUUUCCUUCUGCGACUAUAGCGGCGGACUCGUCAAGGAGAAGUGUGAAUACUAUGAAUAACACCAACUCUCUAAAGCCAGAGUAACGUAAAUGUAAAAUAACUUGAAAACUUAACAGUAUGAUGACAAAAGCGCCUCAUGACAUGGAUGGCGUGUAAAAUUUGUUUGUUUUCGCUCAAAAAAUAGAAUAGGGCCAAUGAAUUGCGGAGCAAAGAAACACGUGCGAUCAAUAGCGCUGCGCGCAGUUACUAUUCAUAGACCCGAAACUCAGACAAAAAAACUGAAAUCAACAUUAGCGAAUUCCUCACUUUUGUAUGACUUUUUCAUUAAAAUGUCAUGUUUGUCUGUCUUUUGUCAUUAAAAUGAGGAAAAUGACAAAACUUGCAAAUCAGUCACUCUGACGUCAUUCGGGCGCUAGUGUGACCACCUACCCAUCCCCUAAGUCUCAACUAACACUUACUUCUCACUUAGGCCAAAAUUAUGACUUAGGAGAGGGGUAGGUGGUCAGUUAAACAGAAACAAACGCGUUAACGAAGUUGCUUUCUAAUUCUUCAAUUUCCAGGUUAUGUGAUUCGCAGUGGUGGGGUGCUUAUACUUGGUCAAGAACAAGAUUCACUGGGAGGAUCCUUUGACGCCAAUCAGUGCUUCAUUGGUGAAUUGACAGGUGUCAACAUCUGGAAUCACGUGAUUAACGAACAAGAGAUCAACCACACGACCAAGUCCUGUCUGAGUGGGGUGGGGAACGUAUUCCAGUGGAGUGACUUCAAGUCUCACGUGAAAGGCUCAGUGCGUUUGAUUAAACCGUCAUGUUAG
This is a messenger RNA of Porites evermanni, 1414 nucleotides long. Lineage: Eukaryota; Metazoa; Cnidaria; Anthozoa; Scleractinia; Poritidae. The record is from the annotation of a GenBank genome assembly.